This is a messenger RNA of Plasmodium gaboni, 5658 nucleotides long. RefSeq names its product putative P-type ATPase. The coding region runs from base 1 to 5658 and encodes 1885 amino acids. Gene Ontology annotation, cellular component: plasma membrane. Gene Ontology annotation, biological process: phospholipid translocation. Gene Ontology annotation, molecular function: ATPase-coupled intramembrane lipid carrier activity; ATP hydrolysis activity; ATP binding. The transcript has a single exon. The record is from RefSeq and is a predicted model, not a curated record. NCBI's taxonomy places the organism in Eukaryota, Apicomplexa, Aconoidasida, Haemosporida, Plasmodiidae.
AUGAAAAUAUUAGAAUGGAUAUCCUGUACUAUCAAAGGAAAACAUAAUGAGAAUAAAAUAUAUUUAAUAUCUAAUUUUGAAUUUAAUAAAGAUGAGCAUGAAUAUUAUAUAAAGAAUGCUCAAAACAAGAUCGAGGAGGAAGAUUUGAAUAUAGAUAUAAUAUAUGGGAAGAAACAUAAAAAUGAAAUAAGAACAGCUAAAUAUAAAUUAUAUAGCUUUUUGCCUUUGAUUGUAUUUUUUCAAUUUUUAAGAUUAGGAAAUUUAUAUUUUUUAUCAAUAUCAAUGUUACAAUUAAUACCUGAAAUAACAGACUCAAAAGGAAUGCCAACUUAUUUAAUACCCUUAGUUUUUAUAAUAGUAGUGGCAAUGAUUAAAGAAUUUUUUGAAGACUGGCAAAGGCACAAAUCUGAUAAUGAAGAAAAUAGUAAAAAAACUAUGGUUUUUGAACAAGGAGAAUUAAAAGAAAAAAAAUGGGCAGAUGUUAAAGAUGGUGAUGUUGUAAAAAUUUUCUCAUAUGAAUAUUUUCCUGCUGAUUUGAUUGUAUUAAAUUGUUCUAAUAAAAAAGGAAUUGUAAACAUUGAAACUAAAAAUGUAGAUGGUGAAUCUAAUGUUAAACAAAAAUAUUGUUUACCAGAUAUAUCUAAAUAUUUUAGUGAUGAUAAAAGUGCAGGAUUCUGUAGAAUAGAAUUAAUAAGUGAAAGACCUAAUGAUAAUAUUUUUGAUUAUAAAGGAUAUAUGAUAUUACCUCCUUUACAAUAUAAAAAUAUGAAGAAUGGAAAACUUGUUCAUUUUUAUAAUACUCAUUAUAAAAUGGAUGAUAAUAAAGAUGAACACGAUGAAAAAGGAACAGGAAUCUUUAUUAAUGAAAAUAAUAAAUAUGAUAAUAAUGAUCCACAUAUUUUAUAUAAUGCAAAUGAACAACAUAAUUUUUCGGACAUGACAAAGAAUGAUCAUAAUAUAUAUGACGACCAUCAUCAAAAUGGUAGGCAUGAUAAUAAUGAUGAUAAUAAUUUUGAUAAUAAUAAUAAUAAUAAUUGUUUUUCCGUGGAUGACAUCAAGAAACAGGUGCAAAAAGAAGAAACAGUAGAUAAAAAAAAAACCUUUUUUACUAUAAAUAAUAAAAAAAAGGUAUACGACACAUCUAGUAGUAAUAAUGACCAAAUAACACAUAUUAAUAAUGAUGUUAUUAGUGAGAAUAAACCAGAAAGGAGAAGAAGAACUUUGUACAGCAAGUUAACGUUUAAUAAGUCAUUUUUUAAUAACAAAAAUGAGAACGAGAAAUUAAAUAAAAGGAAUUCCACACUAUCAUCAAUUGGUAAUAAUAAUAAUAAUAAUAAAAAUAAUAAUAAUGAUGAUGAUAAUAUUCAUAAUGGAGCAUAUGAUGAAGAAGAACAAAAACUAAAAAAAGAAAAUUUUUUUUUUAAAGAACAUAAAAGAGAUCAGAAACUUGUUCAAAUAACAAUAGAUAAUUUAGUACUUAGAGGAACAUCUUUAGUAAAUACAAAAUGGAUUUAUGGUUUAGUAAUUAAUACAGGAAAUCGUACAAAGUUAAUGAAAAAUGCAUCAACAAAAUCAAGACAAAAAUGGUCUAGAUUAGAAUUUGUAUAUGGAAAUCAUGUUAUUGUAUUAAUUAUAUGUCAAGUGUUUAUAUCUUUAAUAGUAGCUAUAGCAGGUGUAUUAUGGAUGAGAAGAAAAGGCUAUACUUUGUGGUAUUUAAAUUUAGAUCAAACAUCUGAUAGUUUAAAAACAUUUUUUAUAACUAUAGGAUCUAUGAUUCUAUUAUUUGGUUCUUUUAUACCAGUAGAUUUAUUAUUAAUAUGGGAGGUGGUUAGAUUAUUACAAGGAUAUUUAAUAAAUUGGGAUAAUGAUAUGUAUAGCGAAAAAACUGGUAGACAUGCAUUAAGUAAAGCUGGACAAUUAUUAGAAGAAAUGGGAAAUGUUACUCAUAUAUAUUCGGACAAAACAGGAACCUUAACACAAAAUGUUAUGCAGCUACAAAAUAUUGGUUUGGGAAAUAAGGGAACAUAUGGUUUUUAUGAUUUCAGUAAUAUAAAGGAAAAUAUUGCAAAGAGCAGACAUUGGGGUAGUCAAGAUCCUAUGGACCCUGUUUUUGAAGAUUACGAUAAUGAAGAAAAUGGACAUGGACACCUAAAUGAUGAGAACAAAAAUGAUCAUGGUACAAAUGAUAGUGAUGACAACAACAAUAAUAAUGAUGAUGAAAAUGACGAUGAAGAUGAUGAUCGUGAUAAAGAUAAUGAUAUUCAUCGUGAUAAAGAUAAUGAUAUUUAUCGUGAUAAAGAUAAUAUUAUUCAUCGUGAUAAAGAUAAUGGUAUUCAUGGUGAACAUAAUGUUCAUAACCAUCAUUAUGACAAUUAUGAUAAUUAUUACCUUAAUAAUUAUCAACGCCAAAACCAUGUAAAAAAUAAACCAUACAACGAUGAUGAAACAAAUUUUUAUAGAAAUAAUAAUUUGAAUAAAGAAAAGACAAGAAGGAGCCAUACAUUUUUGAAUCCUUUAAAUUGGUCAAAUACUUCAAUAAAUACAAAAAUGAAAAAGAAAAAGAGUCUAUUUUAUAAUAAAAAUAGCUUAGCUAAUUAUGAAAGCUUACUAAAUAGUACUUAUACUGAAGAUGAUUUUAUUAGGGGUGAAAAUGAAUUUGUUUUUUUUAAUAGAUUAUUAUUUGUUAAUAAAAUAUAUAGCAUUCGUCAUGAUGUUCAAGAUCAAAUAUAUUUUUUAUUAUUAGUUUUAAGCUUAUGCCAUAGUGCUAUGAUAAGAAAUGUAGAUAUAGAUGAAAUGGAUAAUAAUGAAGAUGAUAAUAACAAUAAUGAAAAAUUAAAAAUAUAUGAUAAAGAAACUGAUAUGGUUUAUACAUACAUUACACAAACACAACCACAAUAUGAUGCAAGUUCUCCAGAUGAAUUAGCUUUAAUAAGUACAUCUUUAUAUUUAGGAUGUGAGUUUGUAAACAGACCUAAUUUAACUACUAUAGAAAUAGAAUUAUCAUCUACAUUUGCUCAAAGGUUUAUAUUAGGUGAAAAUAAAUUCGAAAAAUUUUUAGAAAAAAAAAAAAUUUAUGAAAAAGAAUUUGAUACAUAUUUCCCUGAUGUAAUUGGGUGUUUUGGAAAGGAGAAAAAAAAAGAGAGUAUUAAAAUAAAUGAGAAUAUAAACAAAGGUAAUACAAAAGAUGAUUAUAUGAAUAACUUUCAUAUGUCUAUACCAAUAAAAAAUAUCUUUGGUUCUAAUAAAAUUCAAUAUAAAGAAGAAAUUAAAUCUGAAGAGAAAAUUAUUAAAAAAGUUGUACCCAUUUUAUCAUUUGAAAUAUUAGAUGUAUUCGCAUUUGAUAAUGUAAGAAAAAGAAUGUCAUUAAUUGUUAAAAAUGAAAAAAAAGAAAUCUUUAUGUUAGUAAAAGGAGCUGAUACAAGUGUAUUAAAAUUAGCAUCAAAAAAUCAAGAAAAUAUUGUAGAUCACGUAGAGCAUCAAUUACAUGCAUUUGCAACAUCAGGUUUAAGAACGUUAGUUUUAGGAUAUAAACAUUUGACAGAAAAUGAAUUUACUGAUAUGUAUCGAAAUCAUAUAGAUGCUAGAAAAAAAUCAGAAACAGAUAAAGAAGAAUAUUUACAAGAAUUUUAUGAAGAAGCUGAGAAUAAUUUAAUUAUUAUUGGAUGUACAGGUAUUGAUGAUAAGUUGCAAGAUGAUGUCCCUCAAGUAAUACAAGAUUUAAGAGAUGCAGGUAUGACAAUAUGUGUAUUAACAGGAGAUAAAUUAGAAACAGCUAUUAAUAUUGGACAUUCUAUAAAUAUAUUAAAUAAACAAACAUAUAAUGCUAUAUUUACAGAAACUGACCCAGCUUUAUUAUUAGAACAGAUAAAUAUUCAUGAGAAGAAUACAAAUGCAGCAAAUCUUUUAAAUGUAGAUCAUGGUACGAAAUGGUGGAAUAGUGUAAAUUGGGAAAAUUUAAAUUUAGAUUUAAGAUCUGAAACAAUAUUAAAUUUUAUGAAAUCUAAUUUUCAUGGUUCUAUAAAAAAGAGUAUUAUAUCAUCAAAUAUGUUUAAUAUGAAAAAUAAUAAUUCUUUUCCAAGUUUAGCUAGACAAGAUAAAGUAUUCAACUCUUUUUUAGAAUCUAGUGAAUCAUUUUGUCAUAAUAAUGAAUUGGAUAAAACGAAAGGAAAAGAACAAGUACAUUAUUCACAAUUUUCUAUAACAAUUACAGGUGAAGCAUUAGAUGUUAUAAUGAAAGAUAAAAUUUUAAAAAUCAAAUUCUAUACAUUAGCUAGAAGUGCAUCUACAUUAAUUGCUUGUCGUGUAACACCUAAACAAAAAUCAUUAUUAGUUAAAGAAAAUUCUGCUUUUAAUCCUCGCGGUACAUCAUUAGCUAUAGGUGAUGGUGCAAAUGAUGUUGGCAUGAUUUUAAUGGCUAAUGUUGGUGUUGGUAUUGCAGGAAAGGAAGGUUUACAAGCUGCUCGUUCUUCUGAUUUUACUAUCAGUGAAUUUAAAUAUUUAAAAAAAUUAUUAUUUGUACAUGGUAGAGAAUCAUUAAGAAGAAAUUCUUUUUUAGUAUAUUUUUGUAUAUUUCGUAAUGUUAGUUUUUGUUUAUGUUCAAUGAUAUUAAUAUUUUGGACAGGUUAUAGUGCUAUAGAUGCAUGGAAUCCAUGGACAAAACAAAUUAUUAAUAUAGCUUUCACAUCAUUACCUGUAAUAUUUUUUGUUGCUUUAGAUAAGCAGUUACCACAUAAUAUCCUUUUAAAUAAUCCUUUAUUAUAUGAAACAUCACCAUCAACUUUAUGGCCAUUUUAUUCUAAUAGAAAAAUGGAAUUUUAUACUAACAAAGUAAAAAGUUGUUAUAAAUCAUUUUAUAAAUUUUUUUUUUUCCCUAUACGAUAUAUACCAUAUAUACAAAGAUAUACAGAAAAAAUAAAAUCAUGGAUUGGAAAAAGAUCAAAACCAGAAAAGUAUAGAACUUAUGGUACACAUUAUUUAUUUGUUUAUUUAUUAUUUGCAAUUUGGCUAGCUACCGUUGAAACGGUUAUAAUGUUACAUUUUUCAACAGGACAAGCAUAUUCAUCUUCUUUAAAAGAUAAUCAUCAUGCAGAUAUAGAUUUUAAUACGUUUUCACAAAUUCUUUAUACUCAUCAUGUAAUAGCAGUAAAUAUAGUAGUAGUACUAAUGACUAAUACAUGGUUUUUUAUAUCUCAUGUAGUGUUAUGGGUAGAAUUGAUAGCAACAUUUUUCUUUUGGUUUAUAAUAAGUAAUACUAAAUUCUUUUUAGAUAUUGUAGGAGCAGAUGAAUUACAUGGUACAUUUGAAAAAGCACAUUCAUCAGGUAACUAUUAUGCUUCAUUAAUAAUUUCUUUAUACAUAUCUAUAUUACCAUUAUUAAUAUUAAUGACUUAUCAAUUUAUAAAAAAACCGACUAUGGAACAAAUAGUACUAGAGCAAUUAAAAUUGGGGAAAUUUGAAGGAUUAAGAAAAUACGAAAUAAAAAAAUUAGCAUAUAUUGAUAACCAAAAAAGUUCAAAUGAAUUUAAUCAUAAAGGAUUUGCUUUUGCAGUAGAGGCGAAAGAAGCCUUUUGGGGAUUGGUACAGAAAGCUAUCUAUAAAAUUAAAAUGCCCUUACUUAAAGAUGAAACUGGAAAUAUAAAGCACAAAAGAAAAUCAUAA